CAGAGUAACAAAGAAAGAGAAGAGGAAUUCGAGAACAGAUAGAAAAAUCUAUCUACCUUUUCCUUUCUUAUCUUCUUUUUUUCGUUUUCCUGUAACAAAAUCUGGCAUGAAGGUUCCAACAAAGACAACAUUUUAUACAUGCCAGAGAUAUCCGUAAACAUUUGUGAUUAAGACAAAAAAAAAAAAAAAAAAAAAACUUCCCAAAUCUCAAUAACUUCCUUCUUGUUCUCUCCAAGCAGGUUGAAAAUAAAUUUGCAGGGUUUGAACAUAUUUAAGGGGGUAAUAUUGAAGUUUGGGUCUGAAAAGGUGAGGAAAUUAGAAUAUCUAGGAGGUAAUAAAGCAAAGCAUGCCACAAAGUUCAAAACUGAGAAGAGCCCUUGGGGCAGUGAAGGAUCAAACAAGCAUAGGCCUAGCGAAGGUGGGAAGCAGCGCUUCACUUGCAGACCUUGAUGUGGCGAUUGUGAAGGCAACGAGGCACGAUGAAUACCCUGCAGAAGAGAAGUACAUAAGGGAGAUUCUGAGCCUCACAUGUUACUCUCGAGCAUUCAUCACUGCAUGUGUUAACACCCUUGCAAGGCGUCUCAACAAGACUAAGAGCUGGACUGUGGCUUUGAAAACGAUCAUUUUGAUCGAAAGGCUGCUAUUAGAUGGUGAUCCUGCGUAUGAACAAGAAAUUUUCUUCUCCACUCGACGCGGGACUCGUCUUCUCAACUUGUCUGAUUUUCGUGACAACUCCAAAUCCGGUUCAUGGGACUUCUCUGCGUUUGUGCGCACGUGUGCGUUGUUUCUAGAUGAAAGGCUUGAGUACAAGAUGCAGAGCCGGCGGGGGAGACGUGGCAUGUAUAGUGUUGAUGAAGAUGAGGAGAGAGAAACAGAAACAGAAACAGAAGAAGCAGAAAUAGAAAAAGAAAGAGAAAUGGCUGUAAGAUCCACACCAGUAAAUGACAUGAAGUUAGAGCAAAUCUUUUCCAAAAUGCAGCAUUUGCACUUGCUGCUUGAGCGCUUUUUAGCUUGUCGCCCCACAGGGGCGGCAAGGAACCAUCGAAUUGUGACAGUGGCUCUGUACCCGCUCGUGAAGGAGAGUUUUCUGAUAUAUUAUGAUACAACAGAAAUACUGAGUAUCUUGAUUGAUCGGUUCCCUGACAUGGAGGUACGCGAGUGUGUGAAGGUGUAUGACAUAUUUUGCCGCGUCGGGAAGCAAUUUGAGGAGCUAGACCUCUUCUACGGAUGGUCUAAGACCGUUGGAAUUGCACGCUCUUCGGAGUACCCUGAGAUUGAAAGGAUCACGUUAAAGAAGUUAGAGGUCAUGGAAGAGUUUAUCAAGGACAAGUCCGCAUUAGCACAAUGCAACAGACCUGAACUACUAGAAAAUACGAAUGAAAAAGAAGAGGAGGAACCGGAACCGGAACCAGAGCCAGAACCGGAAGAGGAUCCUAAUGCGACGAAGGCACUACCAGCACCUGAGGAAAUCAAGGUGGAAACGGUUGAAGAAGUGAUGGAGGAGCCAAAGGAAGAAAAAGUGGUGCAGACAGAGGGUGAUUUGUUGAAUUUAGGAGAUGACACGAUGACUAGUGAAUCACAAGGGGAUAAACUGACCUUGGCCUUGUUUGAUGGAGAAGCAGCAGCAGCAGCGGCACCAGGUUCCACACAAGCGCUUCUUCCAUGGCAUGCAUUUGAUGAAGAGGCAGAUUGGGAAACAGCACUUGUUCAAUCAACAUCGAACUUGUCGAACCAAAAGCCAACAUAUAGUGGUGGCUUUGAUGCAUUGUUGUUGGAUGGCAUGUAUAAACACGCAGAGAUGAAUAGAGCCAUGCAGGGAGUAGGGUAUGGGAUGAGUGGAAGUUCUAGUAGUGUGGCACUUGGUUCAGCUGGAAGGCCUGCAAUGCUAGCAUUGCCAGCACCCCCAACAACAGGACCUGGAGAUUCCAAUUCCUAUUCAGAUCCAUUUGCAGCUUCUUUGGCUGUGGCACCUCCCUCUUACGUUCAAAUGUCAGAUAUGGAGAAGAAGCAGAGGCUAUUGAUUGAAGAACAGAUGAUGUGGCAGCAAUAUGCAAAGGAUGGCGUGCAAGGACAAACAGCAUUCGCAAAACUGCACUCUAACAAUACUAAUCAUUUUUACAAUGGAGGCUAUCAGCAAAAUUACACCAACUUUUAACAGAAGACAGGUUUUUCCUUCGUUGGGACCUGUCCCUACCCUUUCACUCUUUCCCCCUAUUCUGAAUGGCAGAAAAUUUUACUCAUCACAUUAGAAACACAUGUUUUCAUUAUUUUAUUAGAAUACGAAUGCAAAAAGACAUUAAAGAUUACCGAUGCUAACUAAGAUCGCUUACAAAAUCUAAUGGUGUUAAAUGUUUUCUUUCGUUGCCCACUUCAGAAAGCUAGUAAAAUACUGUUACGAACUUUUUCCUGAAUAAACCCACCCAAUCGAUUUGACACGAACCGAAUUUCAUCCAGAUGAGUUAAAUUUUAAAAUACUAAAUGAUACUAAAACCUAUCCGUGUAUCCAAUUAAUAAUGACAUUAAUUAUUCAAUAACUCAAUUUUUACUAUAUACAGUAAUGUUUAAACAGUACAACAUUUCAAUUCAAAAACAAUUGGCAAUGUCUUCUGGUUACUUCAGUUCAGGUUCUAUUCUCACUGAUAAUCAAAAUUCAAUUGAUUUUAUCAUUGAAAGUUUGCUCUCGAUUUAAUUACAUAAAUCCCAUCAAAUUCGUAACAAAAUAUUUUGCCAUUACUCCUUAUAAAGAAAAAAAAAAGGGUACAAAAUUAAACUAAAAUUAGUUUUAAUUUUUAAGGAUUCAUUACAAACAUCGUCCAAUUUUAAAAGCAAAGUUCAAAUAAUCAGUCAUCAAAUUACUCAACGUUUCUUGUUUACUUGGUUAUCUCAUUUCAUAUUUCUAUUAGUUGUUCUUACUCCCAUCAUCUUAAAGUAGAGAGAACACAAGUAUGUAGUCAUUUUACCUUUUCAUUUUAAUCUUCAGCGACAUCUAAAUGUAGAGACACAUUGUCAGAAACCAAAGGAGAAAAAUAAAAUGACAACUACAAUAAAGGACGGAUUCAUCGACAAGAUCGCUUUAAUGUAUGAUUUUGUCACCCGUUCUCCUCUAAACCCAAGUCAUACAGAUCCAAUACAGUACAUGCUACUUGUACCAGUUAUUUAUACAAGCUAACAUAAUUUCCUAGCACACAAUUUAAGAUCAUAUCAUAAAUACAUUGAAUUAACAUUUUAUGUUUGCUCUUAGUUUAGCACCUCUACCCCAAAAGACAGACUAAAAAAUGUAACUACAGACAAAUAUUCUACACUCAAAGGAAUUUUACGUAAAGAACCUAGAAAUAAUUAUUCGCAAACUUAUUUAAGACAAGUGCAGACAACUUAACUAAGUAUCAAACUCCAGAACAAAUUUAUUGCACCAAAUGGCAAAGCCACGAGAAUUGUUGAAGGCAAUGCCAACUCACUAAAAUUCAAGGCUGAAACUUAGUCAGAGGACUCACUAGAACUCACAAAAUCAUGGCUCCUCUAAAUCAAUGGCUACUUAUACAGUUAGACACGAUCUAAAAGUGUAAGAGGAAGGGGAUGUAACUACAGCUUCACAACUAUAUAACCAUUCCUUAGCUUAGUUAACAGUAUACGUAUGGACACUUUGAGGACUGCACUUCACAUAUAUGAUCCCAAAACACUAUAUCUAUCCGAGGCACCCCCGAAUAACUAGGUAACCCAGAAG
Vigna unguiculata (cowpea) is the source of this 3721-nucleotide messenger RNA. Its product is annotated as putative clathrin assembly protein At1g03050. Gene Ontology annotation, biological process: clathrin-dependent endocytosis; clathrin coat assembly; vesicle budding from membrane. Lineage: Eukaryota; Viridiplantae; Streptophyta; Magnoliopsida; Fabales; Fabaceae. Gene Ontology annotation, cellular component: clathrin-coated pit; clathrin-coated vesicle. The record is from RefSeq and is a predicted model, not a curated record. Gene Ontology annotation, molecular function: 1-phosphatidylinositol binding; clathrin heavy chain binding; phosphatidylinositol-4,5-bisphosphate binding.